AUGUCAGUGGACAGUGCUCCCUCUAUUCCAUAUGAAGGCAGAGGGACUCUGGAGCAUCCCUCUGGGGCAAUGUAUGAAGGGGACUUGUACCACGGCACUGGGACAUACAGAUUCCCUGAUGGGACCAAAUAUUGCAGAAGCAAGAACAGGUUGGAGGGUGAUGGGAAGUUCACAGAUUCUCAGAGACUUGUUUGGACUGGAGGAAUCCACAACAAGGCAGCUCCUGGCUUGAAACUUAAACUCAUCAUGUAACCCAUGACAUGAUGUGAGAUAACAUAACUCU
Salvelinus sp. IW2-2015 is the source of this 283-nucleotide messenger RNA. NCBI's taxonomy places the organism in Eukaryota, Metazoa, Chordata, Actinopteri, Salmoniformes, Salmonidae. The record is from RefSeq and is a predicted model, not a curated record.